AUGGAGACCACCUACCAAGUCCUCAUCUCGCUCAUCACCAUCAUCGCCGUCAUGGUGGCCGGCUGGUUCGCCUACGACCAGGGCUACCUCGACCCCGUGAUCGAGAAGAUCGGCGAGUACAUGUUCAAGGCCAAGGCCAAGGCCGAGGAGAAGAAGAUGGAGGCCGAGGGCCUGAAGCGCGGCGAAGACUUCGUCGACUCUCAACUUACGGGCAACCAGCAGGCCGACGACGUCAAGGCUGGACUGGGUUCCUUCGGCAGCCUUAAGAAGGACUCUUAA
This is a messenger RNA of Phaeoacremonium minimum UCRPA7, 279 nucleotides long. RefSeq lists its product as hypothetical. The coding region runs from base 1 to 279 and encodes 92 amino acids. The record is from RefSeq and is a predicted model, not a curated record. The transcript is spliced from 2 exons. Lineage: Eukaryota; Fungi; Ascomycota; Sordariomycetes; Togniniales; Togniniaceae.